Meleagris gallopavo (turkey) is the source of this 2437-nucleotide messenger RNA. NCBI's taxonomy places the organism in Eukaryota, Metazoa, Chordata, Aves, Galliformes, Phasianidae. The record is from RefSeq and is a predicted model, not a curated record.
AAGACAGGGAACAGUGAAGAGUGCGAAGAGCAAGUCUUUAAGAAUAACUCAAGGAAGCACUCUAGCGUUUGCUCCAUGGAGAUGGAAGAAACUGAUUUUGACUGACCCAUGAGUACCAGUUGUUCUGCAAAUUGAGAACAUUGAGGCCAGUUUUUUGGAGCUCUUGUUGCUUUCCAUCAUUUUCUUCCAAACAUCAUCCAACUGCAUUCUGAGAAAGGAUACCCCAGAGUUGGCUUGGCAUAAUCAGAGUGAGUUAUUUCCUUCCAACAGUUUUCUAACCAGGAGCUCAACAUGCGCUGGGGAAAUGCUUUCCACUAAGAGAUGGACUGAAAUUGGGUGACAGACAGAGGUCUGACAGGGAGUAUUCCAAAGGUAAUGGAAUUACGCAGCAAAAUCUUUCAGGUGAUAAAAGUUGACCGGCUUGAGAAUCUGUGGACUUAGUUAUUCAUCGUCUACAUCUUGGAGUAUAUGCAGAACGCCUCACCACGCUUUCCUGCUUUUCAUGCCAGGGUGGGGUGGAGUGGCUUUCAGCUGAGUUCAGUCACGGUAUUGGGCGGAACCACCUUCCACAGCACUGGGCUGUAUCGGCGACUUUUAGUGGUGCUGGGCUGGAUGGACUGCUCUGGCACUGGAGAAGGCCACCCAACUCCUUGUGGCUUCCAUUUAGACUGCAAUAAAGGAAAUAUCUCACCAUAGCUACGAGCCAGUUGAGUCAAAAGAAGCUCAGUAACUCAGAUUUUUGGACCGUGGCAUCUCAUUUAAAAUAAUGGAGUUUGAAAACUGAACAGUGUUUAGUCCAACAAGCUUAUUCUCUUAGGCCGUGGUGAAGCUGAGAAAACCAACUCAGGAAUUGGACACACCAUGGGUUCUGUCAAGCAGGUAUUGCCUUUAUUACAGCGCUGGGUGCACAGAAUUGCUCCACCAACAUGCACACCCAGAGAAGCAGUGACUACAGAUUUAUAGGCAUAGCAUAUACAUAUUCAUUACAUUCCAAGGACAUGGGCAGAAAUUCCAAGAAAUAAUUCACAUCUUUGGUGGUCAUGGGAUGAAGGCUAAUAGUCAUCCUCACUGUAAAUUUCCAACCUUUUAAGGGGGGCUACCAAACCGGCUCCCACUGAUGUUACAUCAAGCUGAGGCAUCUGUUUUGCCACCUUAUCUUCAACAAGAGGACAUAAAUUCUAAACUGAUUCCAGAAAUCCCAUCUGAGGGAGCAGAUGUCCAGGCAGAUAUAACACACUGUGAUCUUCAAGGACCCUUAUGGCACAGACCGUUCUAUAGUUCAAUGAUCACUAAGGAACAUCUCAACCCAUGCCAUCCUAUGCUUCUGUGAUCUUCCAGGACCCUUCCAACACAAACCAAUCUAUGGUUCUUUGAUCAUCAAGGAACUCCCAAGCGUACCAUCCCAAACCAAGCCAUCCUGUGGUUCUUAAUGAUCUUCAAGGACCCUUCCAACACAAACCAUUCUAUGGUUCUAUGGUCUUCAAGGACUUUUCCAACACAUCCAUUCUAUGGUUCUUAAUGAUCUUCAAGGACCCUUUGAACACAAACCAUGCUGGGCUCCAUGAUCUUCAAGGACCCUCCUGUGCUGGUGAGGUUACAGUGCCGUGCUGAGCUCACAGAGGCCCCGGGGCGGGGGCAGUGAGUCAGCGCUGCACCUGCCGGCCCCGUUCUGCGGGUGGUGCAGGUCCUGCGAGCAGCUGUGCGAGUGGUGCAGCAAUGCGGGCCCAGUUUGCCAGCGGAAAAUUAACAGCGCUGCAGCGCGUGAAGCUGCUGCAGGAGCUGAUGCAGGCUCAUGAGCGGGUCGUGGAGAACCACAGAGCCGUGGCCAGGAAAUCGCUGAUGAAGGAAUCCCAGCAAACACAGGGUGAAAGAGCGUCUGCCAGGAAAGAGGAGCUGGAGCAGGAGAAGCAGCUCAUCACCCAGCUGGAAAAGCAGCUGCAGGCUGAGACGGAGAAGAUCGAGGCGCUGCGUCAGGAAAAACAGCGCCUGCAAGAGGAGCGGGAGGAGCUGGAGCUGGAGAGUGCCUGGCAGCAGCAUCAGAUGGAGCUGGAAGCAGCCCACGUGCCUGGGGCUGUGCUGCCGGAGCUGGUGGAGGCACAGCUGGAGAAGAAGGAGCAGGCGAGGAGACGAGGACUCGCCUUCUGGAUGCAGAUGAUCUGCCUCAUCCUGGUCUGCCUCCAGCUGCUCCUCGUUGCUGUGCUGGGCUCUGCAGUACUGUAUGCCCAGCACUCUGACCAGGAGCUCUUCUAUCGGCUCCUGCCUCGAGUGCUGCCCCGAGCAAUGUAUGCUUCCCUGGCGUACUUUACCAGCAGCACCCUGCGUGUGGUCUGUGAUGGGCUGCUGCCCAUCUGACCGCCAUGCUCGGUAGCCCCUCUGUGGGAAUCAAAUGUUGUUUCUGCAUUAGAAUUGGAUAAUAUAUAUAUUUUUAUUUCAUGAU